Molecule: messenger RNA, 918 nt
Organism: Geodia barretti
Lineage: Eukaryota; Metazoa; Porifera; Demospongiae; Tetractinellida; Geodiidae
Source: the annotation of a GenBank genome assembly
AUGGAACGCAGAGUCCCCACCAAGGACGAGGUGCUGGCUUAUCUAAAGGAAGACCGCAACUGGGGCCGCUGGGGCGACGACGACCAGCUGGGCGCAGUCAACAUGAUCACCCAGGAGAAGCGCGUCGAGGCCGCCGGGAUGGUCAAGACGGGCCGGGCCAUAUCUCUGAGCCGGGAGUUCCCGUCCAUUCCCGCCCCCAACAACCCGACUCCGGCCAUUCACUACAUGAAGAAGGUGUAUCGCAGCCCCACCUCCGGGUUCUCCGCCGACUACUACGGCAUCUCCUACCACGGCACGGCCACCACGCACCUGGACGCCCUGUGCCACGUCUGGGACGAGAACGGCAUGUGGAACGGCCGCAACCCCGAUGAGCAGAUCACCAUGGACGGCGCCCAGUGGGGUGCGGUACACCACUGGAAGGAGGGGCUGAUCACCCGUGGAGUGCUGCUGGAUGUGCCCAAGCACCGGGGCGGCGCCUACGUCACCAUGGACACGCCCAUCCACGGCUGGGAGCUGGAGGACAUCGUCAAGGAGCAGGGCGUCGAGAUGCGCCCAGGCGACGCGCUGCUGGUCUACGGCGGCCGCGAGAUCUGGAACGCCGACGGCAACCCCAUCUGGGGCAGCGACCCCCUGGCGCGCCCCGGCCUACACAUGAGUUGCCUGCGGUUCAUCCGGGAGUCGGACAUCUGCCUGCUGGGCUGGGACAUGAUGGACCACACGCCCAACGGAUACGACCUCUCGUGGGCGGUGCACGGCUCCAUCUUCGCCUACGGCAUCGGCCUGCUGGACAAUGCGUUGCUGCAGCCGCUGGCGGAGGCCUGCGCCGAGGAGGGCCGCUCCGAGUUCAUGAUCACCAUCAACCCGCUGCGGGUUGUGGGCGGCACCGGAUCGCCGGUCAACCCUGUCGCCAUCCUGUAA